CUUUGGAAUUGCGGCUUCAAAAUAAUACACACUUUCGUCAUUUAAAGAGGGAAACAAGUUUUUUUCCUGAGAAUAUUUCUUGAUUUGCACUCUGCUUAACAAUGCCUGCAGUACGAGGAGAGGGUAUGCGUGGACUUGCAGUUUUUAUUUCUGACAUACGAAAUUGUAAAAGUAAAGAAGCAGAGAUAAAACGUAUCAACAAAGAACUGGCAAAUAUUCGGUCAAAAUUUAAAGGGGAUAAAGCAUUAGAUGGUUAUCAGAAGAAAAAAUAUGUAUGUAAAUUAUUAUUUAUAUUUUUGUUGGGCCAUGACAUUGAUUUUGGUCAUAUGGAAGCUGUAAAUCUUCUUAGUUCCAAUAAAUACUCAGAGAAACAAAUUGGAUACCUGUUUAUAUCUGUAUUAAUGAAUGCAAAUAAUGACCUGAUGCGAUUAAUUAUUCAGUCUAUUAAAAAUGAUCUCACUUCUCGUAAUCCUAUUCAUGUGAAUUUAGCCCUUCAAUGCAUUGCUAAUAUUGGUAGUAGAGAAAUGGCUGAAACAUUUGGAUCAGAAAUUCCAAAAUUACUUGUGUCUGGAGAAACAAUUGAUCUAGUUAAACAGAGCGCUGCACUUUGUCUGCUCCGUUUGCUACGUACCAUGCCUGAAAUUAUACCUAGCGGAGAAUGGACUACUCGAAUCAUUCACCUUUUAAAUGACCAGCACAUAGGUGUAGUAACAUCGGCAGUAGGCUUGAUUAAUGCUUUCGUGAAGAAGAAUCCGGAGGAAUAUAAAGGUUGCGUAAGUUUGGCAGUUUCCAGGCUUAGUAGAAUUGUAACUGCAUCAUACACAGAUUUACAAGAUUACACAUAUUAUUUUGUACCAGCUCCUUGGCUCUCUGUAAAAUUAUUGCGCCUUCUGCAGAAUUAUCCGCCACCUGAAGAUGCUGGUGUUAGAGGUCGUUUGAUUGAAUGCCUCGACACUAUUUUGAAUAAAGCUCAAGAACCACCAAAGUCAAAGAAAGUACAGCAUUCUAAUGCCAAAAAUGCAGUCUUGUUUGAAGCUAUUAGUUUAAUAAUUCAAAUGGAUAGUGAACGAAAUCUUCUCAUCCGUGCAUGUAAUCAAUUGGGUCAAUUUUUACAACACAGAGAAACGAAUCUGAGGUACCUUGCUCUGGAAAGCAUGUGCUUGUUAGCAACUUCAGAAUUUUCUCAUGAUGCUGUGAAAAAGCAUCAAGAAACUAUUAUAAAUGCAUUAAAGACCGAAAGAGAUGUUAGCGUUCGUCAGAAAGCUGUCGACCUAUUGUAUGCUAUGUGUGAUAAAAGCAAUGCAGAAGAAAUUGUUGGGGAAAUGUUGUCAUAUUUGGAAACUGCCGAUUAUUCAAUUCGGGAAGAAAUGGUUCUGAAAGUUGCUAUCUUGGCUGAGAAAUAUGCAUCAGAUUACACUUGGUAUGUUGAUGUAAUUUUGAACUUGAUACGCAUUGCAGGAGAUUAUGUCAGUGAAGAAGUAUGGUGCAGAGUUAUCCAAAUUGUCAUUAAUAGAGAUGAUGUUCAAGGCUAUGCUGCCAAAACGGUGUUUGAAGCUUUACAAGCUCCUGCCUGUCAUGAAAACAUGGUGAAAGUUGCUGGCUACAUCUUGGGUGAAUUUGGAAACCUCAUAGCUGGUGACCAAAGGUCUAGUCCCUUGAUUCAGUUUCAGCUUCUACACUCCAAAUAUCAUCUCUGUUCUGCAGCAACGAGAGCAUUGCUUUUAACUACAUAUAUCAAGUUUAUAAACCUGUUCCCAGAAAUAAAGCAUGAAAUUCAAAUUAUUUUGAAAAGCGACAAUAACAUAAGAAGUGCCGAUGCUGAAUUACAACAGCGCACGGUAGAAUAUCUUCAACUCAGCACCAUUGCUACAUCUGAUGUUUUAGCAACUGUCUUAGAAGAGAUGCCCCCUUUCCCAGAAAGAGAAUCAUCUAUUCUAGCAAUCUUGAAGAAGAAAAAACCUGGUGUUGCGGAAGGUUUGCCCCCAAAUGCUGUUACCAAAGAACAUCCUGCAUUAUUUAAUAACAAUACCACAAACAGCAUUGAGAUGAAUAAUUCUCAACCUGCCACUACUGGUGAUCUCUUAGGAAUUGCAAGUUCUCCAACAGCGCCUCAGCCACAUGCUGCCCCUACAACAAAUGAUCUUUUAGUUGACGUCUUUGGCGACCUUGCUCCUAACACUCCCUCAUCCCCUACACUAGCUCCAGGUGCUGUUGUAAUUUCAAAUGAAGAAGGCCUUUACAAGUUGGUGUGUAAAAAUAACGGCAUUCUGUUUGAAAAUGAUUUACUUCAAAUUGGAGUCAAAAGUGAAUUCAGGCAAAAUUUAGGACGAAUUGGUCUUUUUUAUGGAAAUAAAACACCAUUACAGUUUCAUAGUUUCACAUCAAAUGUUUCUUGUUCAGAUACAUUAAGCAAAAGAAUAAAUAUUCAGUUUAAACCUGUUGAAUCAACUAUAGAUGCUGGAGCUCAAGUGCAACAACAGUUGAAUGUUGAAUGUAUUGAUGAUUUUAGUGAAAAACCUGUGUUAACAGUGCAAUUUAUGUAUUCAAAUGUUCUCCAAAAAUUAAAUAUGAAGCUACCAGUUAUUAUUAAUAAGUUUUUUGAACCUACUAUCAUGAAUUCUGAAGCUUUUUUCACCAGGUGGAAAAACUUAAACAACCCUUCCCAAGAAGCACAAAGAAUAUUUAAAGCCAAAUAUCCUAUGGACACUGAAAUUACGAAGACAAAAUUGAGUGGUUUUGGUUUUCAGCUGCUGGACGGCAUUGAUCCUAAUCCAGAUAAUUUUUGUUGUGCUGGCAUUAUUCAUACAAGCGCUGUUCAAGUCGGCUGUCUGUUGAGACUAGAGCCCAAUCGCCAAGCCCAGAUGUAUCGGCUGACUGUGCGAACAAGUAAAGAUUCAGUAUCUAAAGAAUUAUGUGAACUUUUGAUUGAUCAAUUUUGAAGUUAUGAAGACACCAAGAAUUGUUGCACUAUAUUUAUUUUAUCGUGUGUUUUAGGAAUUGAAAAAAUUAAACUGAUUGUUAGAAUUGUGUAUUUGGACCGGGAGCAAAUAGUAAAAGUGCUUGUGAUCGAGUAACACAUAUACACAAUUUUGUUCCUGAUCAGUGUAAAUUUGUGUAGGCAUAAGGACAUAGAUUUUGUGUUUAAGAAGGGAAACUUGAAAAUAAGUUGGCAGAUGUUGCAGUUGAUUAGAAAUAUAAAAUAUUAUCAAUGCUAGGAAAUUGCAACUUCAUUUAUAUUCUUCCUUUUGUCCACCCUUAGAACUGAUGUGGCACAAGACUCUGUGUUUGCUCCCUUUUUAUUCUUGAUUUAUAUCCUCUUAAUCUGUGAUGAUCAUACCAAUCUCUAGUAAAAAUGCCAAAUGAGGCUAAAAUUAAACUCAAAAAUAACUUUUUCCUCUAUUAUCCAAUGGAUUGAAAACUGGAAGCUCACAAUUGUCCCUGAAAAAAGUGUUGUCAUCAAUUUUUUCAGAAAAAAAAUCUCCAAACUUCCACUUUGCAUGGAAAAAUUAUUCCUGGAAUAAUGAAAUUAAAUUCCUUAGCAUCAUUUCACAAGCAACUUCAUCUUCAAAAUCAUAUGAAUAACCAAAAAAAGAAACCUUUUUAGUUUUUAAAUUAUCCUAAAGCCAUGGCCAAUAAUAACAAAAGUAUCAGGACCAAUAACAUUAUUAUUAUUGAGCAAUGUCUCAUUGGAGGUUUGAUUGACUUUGGUGCUACUAUGUAUGAUGCUGCAAGCAAUAGGAGUUCAAGUUUUGUAUAACAGUGAGCUUCGCUGGGAUCUGGGUCUUCCUCCAUUGGGCUUCUCUCCCUGUCAUAAAUGGAGAAGCUAAAGAGAGUCUUAUUAAAGAUUGGCGCAUGUCCAUGAUCGAUAAAUUUGCCAUACGCCACAUUUCUCUCGACUUGAUGUCUCUCAUACAUAGCAAAACCAAAGAAAGCAAAAUUGACAGUCACUAUAAAAAAAAAAACAUAUUUUUACUAUCCUUUACGAGUUCCUCUUGACCAAAAAUACUCAUCACAGUAAAAUAAUUUUUAAAAAAGUACCAAAGAUGGUCUUCAUAGAUUGAAAAAUCUUUCAAUUAUUCUGGAUGGACUUCCUUUCUGGGACAAGGAUGUUAUUCCAGUCACCACUUGCUCCCUUUUUACUGAAUACAUCCAUAACAGUAUCAAGAGCAAUAUCAUUUUAUGCACCGAUGUUGCCAAUAACAAUAAUUUUACUAGCACUAAUGCUAUUAACAUUACACAGAAGAUUGAAAAAGCUGUCAUAAUUAACAAAAACACUGCUAUCUUCACUGCUGAAGCUCUUGCCAUCUCGCUAAUUUGUUUCCAGUAAUGAGAAUUACGUCAUCUUCACUGACGGCAAAUCCAACUCUAGUGCUUCUUUCCUUUAACCUCGAAUCUCACUCUGCUGUUUUUUUUUUUUUUUUAAACCUUAGAAGCAGUUUUUGAUGUUCUGAAUAAAUUGACUACACUCAUCUGAGUUUCUGACCAUCUCCAUUGAUGGACGUGUUAACAGUCUGGCUAAGAAGGAUCUUUCAACAGUUCUUUCAUCUGUUAGUGUCUCUGAAUACAUCGUUUCUAUGAGUAAAGGGGAGGAAAGGUGAAGAUCAAUGUUGAUUAUAUUAGCAACACAUAUACCAUAUGACUAUAACCUAACCAUAGGACUCAACUUGGUCAAAACUAUAUUAAGUAGAUAGAUAAAUGAUAGAUAAUAGAAAAAUGUUAGUUCUAAUUAUUAGAUUAUGAACCAGGUACUAAAUAACAUCCUUCAUUGUUUUAACUGUAGCAAUAGUCCUCUUGGCACCUUUUGAUCCAAACUAUUGAGCAUAUUCCCCUCAUUUGACCAAGAUUUGUUUUUCCCUUUUUACCAGUCUCAGUAUUUCAGCUAAUGAAGUUUCCUUUCGUGCCAAUUCUCCAGUUUGCUAAAUUGUUCGUCUGUGUAUGCUUUCUGUGCCUUUAUUGCCCUUUCUGAUGGUUUGGGUGUCUCUCUCAAUCACUCGAUCAAGAAAGUUCAUAGUAUUUAAAUUUUGAAAUUUAUGUUCACAUAACUUGUAGAAAAUGUAAAGUAUUAAGGAAAGUGCUAAAAGAGUUUGAAAUUUUUUAAACAGUAUAAAAUGAACUGACUAAAAAGUUCAAUUUUUUUUUUCCACUGUUUGUUAACAUCAGUUAUGAUUAAAUUUCAUUAUUCUUUUAUAUUUUCUUGUAAAGAGUACUGUACAGCAGAUAGAAGGAAAUCUUUUAUCUAAGACACUUGUUUUGGAGGUUACAAGAAACUCCAUUUUUAAUGCAAAAGCGGGACAAAAUGACAUCCAACAAAAGCGAGUUCGUUUACCCCUGUUUUUAUGUGUUUAUAGCGUACUAGCAUGUCAUCUAUAUUUAAUUUGAUUCCAAUCAUAUGCAUUUGUAUUAAAUUGGUUUUAUAGCACGUUAUGAAAGCUGUUAUUGAAGUAAUAUUUGUAAUAUAAUAUUUUUAUAUUUUAAAAUAUAUCAAUUUCAAGCUUAGUUAUAUUAAUAAUCACAAAAUUUUCUAGAGUAUUUUUGAAUCAAAAAAAUUUGAAAAAAUCUGAUUUAAAUGAAAAAAAUCUGAUUUUUUUGACCUAUUCAAAAAAUUAUUUUUUUACUCUGCUUUCUACUAUAAAUAGCUACGAUUUGAUUGGUUCUAAACCAUUUAUGGAUAGGAAUACUUAUGUAGUUUUGUAGUAGGCUGUUUUAAAAAAUAAUCAUUAAUUUGGAAAAAGAAACUUUUCACAUUUUUGCUGCAUGUUUGAUGUCCUCAAAAUAAAUUUUAAUUCAUGAAAAAUGUUUUCAAAAUUUCUAUUCAUUAUUUCUUUACAUUUUAUUUUUGAGCAGGAUUUUUAUUCUGGAUGUUAAAACAGCUGUGUGCUAUCUAAAUAGUAAUAAUAUCUACCUAGUUUUUCAUCAAUUUUCAGAAGAAGCUUUUGCUCUAUAAGUAUUUGACUAAUUGAUUGAAACUUAAUUAGUUUUUUGUGACUUGAGUAUGAUGAUUGAGAAUAUUGUUUAAGAUACAUGAAAAGCUUAAGUAAUGUUUCCUUUUUCCAAAUGAUUCUUUUUUUUUACAGUUAUAAGAUUUUUUUAAAUGAAAUUUGAGACUUGGCCAUGAUUUUUUGAACAUUUUACUCAGUAUAAUUACUUAUACUCAUUUAUAAUUUGCUUUUAAGUUUAUCCAAUAAGCCAUUUCUUGAACUUUUUACUGAUAAUUUUAAAAUUGGGCUCCCAAAUUCCUAGAGAUGCACAUUUCAAAAUAGUUUGUGAUAUUGCUAAAUUAUAAUAAAUGUAAGUAAUUAAUCAAAUAUUUCAAGUUGAAAUAUUAUAAGAAAAAUGUAUGGCUAAUGCAGAACUGUGUUAGCAGAAAAUCUUUUUCCCCUCUUAAGGAUAUGACUUGUCUUAUUAUCAUUGUUUUUGGAUCUUGUAGAGAAAUUAGGCAGUUUGUAAUUUGUUAGUUAUAUAAAAACUAUUCAUGGUUGGAAGAUUCUACUAUUUUUGAUCAUUUGAAAAAUUAUCAAUAAAUGUUUGACAGUUGUAUGUUUCGGAAAUGUUUCUUUCAUUUUAUGCUUUCGAAUCAAGAAUGUUGGAACUAUUUCAAAGACUUUUUGUUCAAUGGAAUUCUUAAAAAUAAUUAAGAGAAGUUAAAAGUAAAAGGAAUAGUUUAAAACUUUCUAAAGAAAUUCAUUACAAGUAAAAUCAAUUGCAAAUCGUUCAAGUUUAUUCGAUUAUUGAUCUUUUUUUUAAUCAAUAAUUGAUGUUUGCGGCAUCCAAGACUAAAGGCAAGUUGGUCUAGUCCAAAAUGAAUUUUUCUGCUCUGAAUCCAGAGCUUACAUGAUUAAAUAAAUACAAAAUAUAGAGUGAGCUUGUCUGCCCUUUAUUCCUUUCUUUUAUGUUACUCACCAAGGUUGCUUUUAGCUUUUCAACAUUUCUGAUUUAUCUGUUGCAGAAUUAAUUUUCUGAAUUCCUUUUGUGUGAGAUAAAAAUGUUUGGAAAAGUUCUGGUGAGUUGAUUAUGUUUGGCAGAAAUAAUUUAUAAGAUGAAAAUGUUACUCAAAUCAUGAUUUUAUGUACAAGUAUAAUCUUUUUCUUUGUUGUUACUACUCAGAUGGCUCUGGUGUUAAAAUGAAUAUUAAAGCAUGAACUUGAAGUGUGUAUAAUUGAUUUACUCCUACUUGCUUUUUGUUUUUUUUUCUGUUAACAGUGAAAUCACACUGUAAUUCAAAGUUAAACUUUGUUUACAAAGACAAGUAAAUAUAUUUACAUCAAAUUUUCAGUUAUAAUUAUUUGGGAAGGUUCCAAUUAUUUGACUGGAGAAAGUUUGAAAGCUCAGUUUUUGUAUCUUUUAUUGUUUCUUGAUAUUGUAUAAAUGAUUCUUUAAGGCUGUAUUAAAAAUUCUUAAAAUUAAAA
Molecule: messenger RNA, 7406 nt
Organism: Uloborus diversus
Lineage: Eukaryota; Metazoa; Arthropoda; Arachnida; Araneae; Uloboridae
Product: AP-2 complex subunit alpha-2-like
Exons: 1
Coding region: 102-2939 (945 amino acids)
Biological process (GO): clathrin-dependent endocytosis; intracellular protein transport
Cellular component (GO): membrane coat; AP-2 adaptor complex
Molecular function (GO): clathrin-cargo adaptor activity
Source: RefSeq, a predicted model, not a curated record